This is a messenger RNA of Phytophthora infestans T30-4, 870 nucleotides long. Its product is annotated as peroxisomal multifunctional enzyme, putative. Bases 1 to 870 code for a protein of 289 amino acids. The transcript has 4 exons. The record is from RefSeq and is a predicted model, not a curated record. Lineage: Eukaryota; Oomycota; Peronosporomycetes; Peronosporales; Peronosporaceae.
AUGCUUCGCUUCGACGGCCAGGUAGCAAUUGUCACCGGAUCCGGUGCUGGGAUUGGUCGCUGUUAUGCGCUGCUCUUCGCCGAGCGCGGCGCCAAAGUUGUGGUGAAUGAUUUCAGCCGUGAGGCGGCAGACUCGGUUGUCAGCGAAAUAAAGGCCAAGGGCGGCGUGGCGGUUGCUAACUACAACUCGGUGACCGACGGCGAGAAAGUAGUGGCUACUGCCAUUGAAAACUUCGGUCGCGUCGACAUCCUGGUUAACAAUGCUGGUAUUCUGCGCGACGUGACCUUCGCCAAGAUGACCAAGGGCCAAUGGAACCAGGUGCUCGACGUGCACCUUCAAGGAACGUUCGCGGUGACUCACGCAGCGUGGCCCCACAUGCGCAAGCAGAAGUAUGGACGCGUGAUCCUCAUCACGUCAGUGAACGGUCUCUACGGUCAGUUCGGCCAGACUAACUACAGCUCCGUGAAGGCUGCUAUGACUGGCUUCGGCAAGUCGCUGGCCAAGGAGGGGGCUCGGUCGAACAUCAAGGUGAACAUCGUGGCCCCCGGCGCCGGCUCCAAGAUGACGGAGUCCAUUAUGCCCGCCGACCUCGUGGCGAAGUGGAAGCCUGAGUACGUGGCUCCGACGAUCGCCUUCCUGUGCCAUGAGUCUGUUCCCUGCUCGGGCAAAAUCUUCGAGAGUGGCGGCGGCUUUGUCGGCCAGGUCAAGUACGUGCGCAGCGCCGGCGUGUAUCUCGAUCUGGAGAAGGAGAUCACGCCUGAGGCUGUGCAGGCCAAAUUCUCCCAGAUCACGGACUUCAGCAACGCGACGGACCCGGACGACGACGAGGUGGCUCCCCAGCUGAAGCAGAUCCUGAACGCCAAGCUGUAA